AAUAGUAGGCAGGGCACAGAGCGCGCAGUGUCUAAGCACACGUCCCGGGCUUGCCCGCGUAGUACUUGUUCACAGCUGAGAUCGUACGGCAGGAAAUUGGAUCGCUGAUAAGCAUCUUGUUACCAGUGGCACCAAACAGUGAUUGUGCCUUGGCGAAUCUAACGGAUCUUGUGAUCGCUCUGUUCCGUAUAGAACGAUCCUCUCAUACACGUUGGGAGGACUGGUUUUUCGUGAACUUGUACGACAUUUUGGUAGGCUUCUGGCGAAGACGGCUAAAGUCAGCCUGACAGUGAGCGAAUAGGGAAUUCCCAAACCUCUUUCCGUCGAAAUUCUAAAUUUGUGUUGUGAUAUUUUUGUUGUUGGCAAGUUACUUGUCUUCUGACACAUCAUAGUACUUCCCCUGUUUUUGAAAAGUGUUGAUUAAAAUGAAGAAUAAACGAUUCAAUGUGUUUGUAUGGGGAUUAAACUGAAGUGAAGUGAUUAUUGUUGUGCGUUGCUAGCGUGUGAUCGACCUUUGCAAACUAAGUUGUUUUGUCGACCUUCUUCCUACCCAUCAUUUCCAUAAUUUCUCAUCGUGCGUCAUCUUGCGAGAUAUAGGCAGAAUAAAAAGUGAACCACACUGAGAAGAAUAACUCACCCGUGGGAGAUAAACAUUUGCCAACAAAAGUGAAGGACCAGAAGAAGAAAACAAACCAUUCCCAAUAGAGUGUGGGAGCAAGGGGAAAAAGCAUACGGAGGUUCCUCUUCCUUUACAUGAUUGACAGUAAGGGGCACUGUCCCGACGACAUCUUGACCAUCGUCAGCAUCCGAUCGUACUACUGUUUGCACCCGGCAGCAGUGGUGCAGAGCGUUGUUGUGGUUGUCCUGCUUUCCGCGCACCACCGCGAACAGGACGCAACCAUUCGUCGCCGAACCGUCAGUGCACAGGAAGCGUUCUUCAAGGAGAGCGUUACAUGAGCGUCCAUACGCAGUGUUUGGUGAACUGAUACUGUGAUCUGAAUGAUACGGUGAACCUAAGCAGAGAUUCUGAGUGUACAGUUGAAAGUGCGCCGAAAGCAAUUAUUGUAUCCCAAUUCUGUGUCCAAUCGUCAAAAAACAAGUCGUGAAGGAGUGCAAGGAUAUUCAUAUACAAGGCGGAGGGGGUCGAUCAUUGCCCAUACAUACGCCUGUCCUAUAGUCUGGUGCGGCUAGUUCCAACCUCUAUGGAGUUUCAGCUAGACAGCGCAGAAUACUGCCAGGCACAACACAAAUAAGCGAAAGGCGCGCUUUUUCCCUGCCACCACCACCAUCAUCAUCACCAUCACCAUCGCCGCCGCCGCCGACGCCGCCCAUCGCCGCCCCAUACCUCCCGGGAAAGAAGGAUAAUCGAGCUGGAGAAAGUUGUAGCUGGACGAGAGAGCGAGUGUGUGCUGGACGAAAGAGUGUGAUAGAGAGAGCGAGAGGGCGUGUGAGGAGGUAGAAAGCGAGCAAGGCGAGGAGAUCCUCCCGUCAAAGCGCGAAUGGUGGUUGCUGCGUAAGGAAGGAGGUCUCGCGCAAGAUCUGAAACACACACAGACACAAGCCACCCGGGUAGCGAAGCUUUUGAAUGAGAAGCCCCGAGCUGGAGCGUACAUUGGAGAAGAAAGUGCUGCACGUCGUAGCGAAGCAUCGUCGCCAGCAGAAGGAAGAAUUGCACACGAGCGGUGUUUAUUCAUUGCCGUAGCCGCCAUCACCGUAAGCACCCUCCAACCAAGUGUGAGUGUGUGUGUCUGUGUGUGUUGGUUACACCCCUCUCCCACACGGACACGCGUUUAGAGGUCCUUGCUAGAGGAGAAAAGCAAAAAUAGACACAAAAUCGGAAAGGAAGCCACGGGAGCAAAAGCAUCGUCACCAUCAUCAUCACCACGAUCAUUAUCGUCAUUACCUCCAUCAUCAACGCGCAGUGUGCGGCAGGGAGAGAUUGGGUCAGUCAGUGGACGGAGUGAGAUCGUCCAAACUCGUAUAUCCAUCCCGCAUCCAUAUCGCACCAAUCCUCUAUGUGAGGGAUUAGCUUAGCGUUAUUCGAGCAUCAUACGUUUUCACGACUUACGUUGCGCGUCGCUUUUCCCGAUCGGAAAGUACUGUUCUGUUGGUUUGGAGAGAACCGAAAACGCAUCCCCAACGUGUGCCAUCCCUUCAUCGCCUGGUGGAGAGUGCACUUGCCCGGAUUCUGGAUUCGCUUUAUGAUCGAUGUGUAUGUGAGUGUGUGUGUGUGCUUUAAAUAAUCCCAUCGUUUGCUGUUAGGUGUGUGUGGCUCUUUACAACGUUGUGUGCGAGGCGUUUCGUUGCAAGUUCUGCAAGAACAAACUACGCUGCUGCAAGUGAACAACCAUCUUCGACAACUGCAAGCAAAACUCGGCGGCAGAAAACAACAUAUUGAGACUGAUUGUAAAAUAGAUCUAUUAAGAAUAGUAAACAAACAAGCAAAAACCUUCAAUCCAUUAUCAUCCAGCCAGCCGGCGACAAAGUGCAGUGAUUGAGCCAGGAGGGGGCGGUACGCGGUGUACUACCCUCGCAAAGACGUCGGGCGAACGUUCGUAUACAGACGCACUCGCACAGGAUAAGAUUAUAUUCUUUGGAGGCAAAAGAACACAGCUAAAAACAAUCCCCCAACAACACACAAGCGCCAACAUCAUCCUGACCAACGUGAACGUAAACGAAGUCCUUAGACACAACAACAAGCGACCCUUCUGCUCGUCUCGUGAUCCCCCUUACAUCGGUCCCGUUUCUAUCGAGGGAAAGGAGAGCGAAACAACACACUAUUCCACCGAAAUUUUGGCCGACGAUUUAGCCGACGUCGCGAUAUAGUCAAACCGAAACAACUGAUUAACCAGUAGCGUAGCAGCUUCUUGAGAGCAACCGUUUGAACUCCUGCAGUCUGCUGGGUUUCUGAUGAAUAUAAAUGUUUCGAUUGAAAACUACUUUUAGAUACGUGUUUCAAGCUUUACUGUGAGGCGGACAAAUUUGUCACUUUUUUAUAACCAACCUACUACUAACGCGUCGAAAGAUUGCGCCCGCGCAAGCUGCUGCAUCUGCUGCCUGCUAAUUCCGUCACCGUUCGGCUCCGUAGCCGAUCAGCAGGUGUGUGUUUUCGGAAGAACGCCUGCGGCUGCAACACAACCCUGAUCAGAUAAAAGAUAAGCACGUGUGUCUGUGUAUUUAAAGCGUCGUGGAAGAAAAUAAGAUAAUUCACCGGCACCAGGCGGCACAGACUCCAGAGUGCUCGCAUCAGCGUGGUGGUGGUUAUCAGCGAAAACAGAUUCUACCUGUGCUUGCUGCGUAAAAGUUACUGUGUUACUCCGUUCAACGCUGUUGUGACUUAAUAACGGAGCAUACCAUACCUAAGCCGAGCAAAGCAACGGUUGCUACGUUAAAUUGUGCUUGCAAUACUUCCAAUACACCGCACAGCCGCCGAGUGAUUCUGCUGACUGUGUGCACAGGAGCAUACACAAAUUACCGUAAAAAAGUAAUAUCCAUCGUUUCGAUUCUGGUUGCUGGUCAAGUGACAACCUCUUCCCGUCAGGCAUCAGGCAUCUCGGAGAAAGCACAGCUACCCCAGCACUACAAGACCGGUGAAAAGAUAAGAUAAUACACACACGGGUGGUGCGUCUGGAAUAUACAACAAGCUCUCGUUCUGCGGCUAAAAGUUGCAAAACAGAUCGGCAAAAGCAGCACACUGCAUCUUUUGUGUCAACCAUCCCCAAAAUCAACCGUUAAAGCCAACCGGGCGCAAGAGAUAAAGGAAGGAAAAAAGGCACGCGAAAAAGAUUGUGAUAAGAGAAUUUUAAGUUUUUUUUUGUUUUAAGUGGACCGCAUCAUCCAUCCUCCCCUUGGUGUGCCGCGGUGUGCGGGCAGAAGCUUUCGGUUUCGGCCGUCUUUUUAAUCGUAUAUUAGUUUGUAGUUGUGAUGAAAAUUGUAUCUAUUCGGAAGCAGUAAGAUUGUAUUGCGCGCGCACCACAGUCAUUGAAGAAGAAGCAUCGGUGAGAGGUUUGAAGAAGCAUCGGUUGAGGUUGAGAUAGCAACGCGCUGUGAAGGAGCGAUUGUUGUGCGAUUGUAAGGCGUCGUUAGUUUUUUGUUUCCACCCCGUUUCCGUCUAUAAGACCUCCCAGAAAAACCGCACCAGUGAACAGACGCUCUCCCUGCGUAAGCUCGCGGCUCGUCUACCCCGUCGGUUGUAAAAAGCGGCUAUUACCUUUCGUAGUCGUGUGCAGGAGAGCUUUUUAUGACAACCGUCAUCAUGCGCCAGAAGGACAUCAGACCCGCACCGGCGCGGAUCGAGUUUAAGGGAAUGAAAUUCCUGAUCACCGAUCGGCCCUCGGAUGCAACCAUUCUAUCGUACAUUGCUGAGCUGAAAAAACAUAACGUCUCGAUUGUGGUGCGCGUGUGCGAGCCAAGCUACAAGAUCGAGGAGCUGGCCAACCACGGUAUCAUCGUGCGCGAUCUAGCGUUCGAGGAUGGUACCUUCCCGCCGAACGAGAUCGUGAUGGAAUGGUUCGAGAUCCUGAAGCAAAACUUUCUGUACAGAUUCCAGGAAGAUCCGGAAGCGUGCGUGGCGGUCCAUUGUGUGGCAGGGCUGGGCCGGGCACCGGUGCUAGUGGCACUGGCUUUGAUCGAACUAGGACUUAAGUACGAGGCAGCUGUAGAAUUGAUUAGAGAUAAACGAAGAGGUGCUAUUAAUGCCAAACAACUAUCUUACCUAGAAAAGUAUAAGCCCAAGUCACGGUUAAAGCACAAAAACGGCCACAAGAACUCGUGCUGCGUGCAAUAAAACUAUCAAAAUUCCCACCAGUUAAAGUGUUCAUUUUAAGCAAGUGACAGCAAGAGAGAGCAAGAGAGAGCGUGAGAGAGAUAAACAUAUAAACUUGAUAUGGCGUGAAGGGAGCGCGAAGUAUCGAAAGAAGGGACAAUUUCGUGGGGGAAAGAAGAGACACAGACAGACAGACAGACAGUAUGAAACAGUGAAGAAACAAGGAACAAGGUUACUCAACAACACAAACACACAUACAUACACCUUAAACAGUGUGAGACACAAGGCUUUAUGUUUUACAAAUCCAUGCUUCGAAGGGGUUGUUCGCUGCGCGUGUGAAUUGUGGAUUGAAGCGAAGCAAAAAAAAGGCUCAUGCCGAGGUCGGUAUCUAACGUUGGCGGGCCAGAACUGCCAGGGGUAUUGGACGAAAAAAAAAAAAUACUGUGAGAAAUGGGAAAGCAAACGUGGGAGAGCUUUAUGCCGAAUGGAACAUCCUGUGCAAGCGGGUCGAGUAAGUAACAUCGCAAGUUAAGUAAUUGCAAAGAAAUGGAAAGAAAGCUUCCUUAUCACACUACAGCCCAUAAACAAUGUUCUAUUAAUUAACGUUACUACUGAAUUAAAAAAAAAACCGCAAACAUUCUGUUGUUCCUUUAAAAAGAAUCGUACACACCAAGAAGCAAGUGAAGGUUAGCUUACUGAUGCCGGUUUAACUAUUGCUGUAUUAGGUUCUUUCCAUCGUUUGACUUCUGCAACUGAGACUUAAUUGUAAACCUGCAAACAAAUCACCUCUCCCCUUGCAGUUCGUCCGGUUGCCGGCGUUAGAUACAGUCGGUACGUACCAUGAUUCACUUGGGGCACGACAAGCCACGACUACUAACUUCCCCGCCCGUAGCAAGGAGUGGAUUUUGAAAUAGAAAUUGUAUCAAGUACUUUUUAGGUUAUUGGUUUUAGAAAAAAAGGGGGCUGCGCACUAGCCGUGGUGUUCCUGCUGCCCUUCUUUUAUGUUUUUGCUCUAUUAAUGGAGGGAAACACGUACACGUGGACAGCGACACUGUAUGAUCAUAGUUCGCCGACGCGCCCAGUGUCUGUGUGUCGGACCGUAGAUCAUUAUUAAUAUAUUGUAAUAAAUUAAAUAAUUCAAACUAGAGAAAGAGAUACGGGGGAUAGGGAGUAGGCGAAAGCAGGAGAGUGAAACGGAGGAUAAUGGUUGAUUCUGUGAGCGCUGACACGCGUGCUUCGCGAGGAAAGCAAUGGUACUACACAAAAACGGCCCCUCUUGGUGGCCGUCUAAAUGACGCACCGUAACACUCUAACAAUCAGCUUGAGAUCCGAUCAAAGUGUGUGCGUGCGUGUUAUCCAGUUGAUUAGGCGACCAUCAUCACACGCGUCCUUUUCUUGGUUCGCGGGUUGUACAAAAAAACUCCAAGCGAGAGAGACCACCAUUAGAGAGGAGAGAUCACCAACAACGCUAGCGCGAAACACAGACACACACUGUACGAUAUGUGAUUGAAUUCGAUUUCCUAAUUUUUUCGUACUCUAUUUAUUAAACAAGAAAGCAAGGAACAACGGCGACAAACUUUACUGCAAUGAAUAAUGUUGUGAAUCGAUGAGAUAAAACCAAAUAACACAAUAGCACUGGGGAAAGGCACUCGGAGGGAAUGCGAACAACGGGCCUAAUAUUCGCUACAUCCUACAAACACACACAUGCUCACCAAUUUACAUUCGUCACAGGCGUUACAAUAGCAGAAUGGAUCCGAUUUACCAUACCAUUUUUGGUCGAACUAUGGCUAUCCACACACGUAUACGGCAUGCUGGCGACUCUGGCAGAGUUGAAUGUUUUUUUUUACAACCGAAGGCUUUACAUUACAAACCAUACCAAACCAGAACGCAACAAACGUGUGUGCGUCAACAAUAGCAAAUUUAAUAGUAAGACAUUUGUUACUUUUAGAACUUGUUUUUAGAAUGGCUCUUACAAAACAAAAACAAAAAAAAACAAAGAUCGUGCAAUAAUGGCUUUUGUAGAUUUAGCUCGUCCGGUUUCACAGGCAGUGAAACACAGCACAAGGACACCAGAUUUGUCUCUGUUUUCGUUUGCCAUUAGUUUUAAUUCAGCUGCGACGGGCAACAUCCUAAACAGCUUCGACGCGCUCCCCCUACACGCAAAGAACUCUGAAACGCUGUGAUCGUAGCGAUAUAUGAUCCCCACAACAAGAGCCCCACCCCACAUAGGACCAGCUUUUAGUUAAAUUAUAAUAGUCAAUACCCGAACGCGCACGGUCGCAGUCCGGGUUUCUUCCCAAUAAGCGCUUUAGUUCAAUUUUGUUCGUUCCGACAAUAGACGGUUCUCCUGCCGUGUGGCGCCUGGCCCUUAUAGUUUGGCCGAGAAUUGGCCACUGUGCGCGCGCACUGCAUUAUGUCGACCAUUCCACCAAUGUUUUCGUUAGUUAGCUAAUCAUCAAUAUAAGGCAGCGUGUGGACAAGCGCGCGACGUUCGCUCCUCCACAACCCCUCUCCAACCCCGCAAGGUAUCAGUAAUUUAUUUUCCUUUUAUAUAGCAUAGAAACAACCCGUAACUCAAGUUAAGCCCAAGAUACACACGAUCUUCAAGCGCCUAGACGUUUUUGUUUUGUUUUAAGUAUUUCACAACUCUGUUUCACAAACACAAUCGCCGUACGUGUCGUCGCCCUAAAAACAUGCCAAUGCAAAACCAAAAGUACAGCCAGCCUAACACUGGGCUUUAUAUAGCCGAAGAGAGAACUAUGUUAGGUUCAAUUGUUUCCUUUUAACUUUUACAAGGUUUUCCAAUGGUUCUUAUAGUUGUGGGACACUUCCUUGACUCUUUCCUAUUGGAAGUGAACUUCAUAUGGUUGAAAUUGGACUCUAUGGCAACCUUUUGGGACAGGCUCCUCGGAAAUUCCCAUUGGAUUUGUCCGACAAGGGCGCUAGUGAGUCCAAUGCCCACUGCAUUAAGUUCAUUUCACGUAAGAAGGAGUCAAUAAAAGGGUCCCACAGCUACUCAGAACUCUUGAAAAGUCCUGUAUCCAUCAAAACGCCUGUGAUGAGCAUCCGUACGUAUUCUCUAAACAGCUUUAGCAAUGCUAUCUCUUUCCGUUGUAAACACUCGUUGGGCAAGAAGUGAUCCUUCUCUUCGAUGAUUUUAACGAACUCUUUUGCAGUGUUUUAUGUUUCGAACGUUUGUGUAGCGUUUGCGUUGUGCCCAAGAAGGAAGCUAACAGUGUGAAUGGAACAGAUAGGGCUGCACACGUUUGCUCGCUUAUCAAGCCUGUUCCAUAACCUUUUUUUUUGUCAAUUAUUUUCUCAUUUUCGUAUACUUUAUCGGUCGAGUCAACGCAUGUGAAUGUGGCCACAAUUUUUCUGUGAUACUAUAAAAACAACCAUUAUAGAGGGAGAGUGAGAGAGAGAGACAAAGAGAUGUAACGAAGAGACGACCCCAACCAUUAUUAAAAGCUACCGAACAGAAUUUGCCUACGUGGUAGUAGAUACUUAUUUGUUUUAAAGGUACAAAAUAACAGUUUGGUUACAUCCAUGUGCGACCUCUUUUCAUGGUAUGGUUUUGAGUGUACUUUCCAGUGUAUGUUUCUUUGAAAAAUAAUCAUCAUUUGGUCUGUGCAGUGAAGAGGGACUCUCAGUCACUGCCAAAAAAAAAAACAAAAAUGCAUCCCUUGGGCACAUUUGAAACGCCAUUCCGCUUACACUAGCAAAGUAAAACACGUGCAAAAUCAUCGAAGGUGGAGGAGGUAGUUUGCAAUUGCGCUUCAAACCACACGGAGCAGCAUAUUAAUUUACCGUACCCUUCGUUUCGUUGCUGAUAUACAGUCUUAAGUCUUCAAUUUCCCAAGCCUUUUCCGUUCUAUGUCUGCAUCUGCGUACGUACGAAACGGGAAUAUCAUCUUUGUAACUACUUAUACGGUGAGGAAGAAGCAAGAGGCACGCAAUAAUAACGCAUACGACGACGCCUCUAAACACCUCUACACAGCGUACAUUUAAUUAGCAAAAUGAAACGACGAACCCCCCCACAAACACACACAUACACGUGGUGAACUAAUAGAAAUAGAGAAAAAGAGAGAGAAAAGAAGGAAGAAAAACAAACGUGACGUAUAAAUGCAAGCAUCUACUACAUGUAUUGAUAACACAAAUAGUCAUAAUCUAUAUGGCUGGCCCUAUAUACAGAAGAGCGAGUAAUAUUACCUAAAAUCACGAAACUAUACAAGCAAGCACUUAAUAGAAGGAAGAAACAAGAAGAAAGAAAAGAAACAAACGCAAAUAUAAAUAAUAUAAUACAACACACACACACUCUCUCUCUCUCACACAUUCUCUGGAAUGGGGGUUUUCCGUUGGGGAAGACGGGGUGGGAGAAAAAGGAGUGUGCGGGUGUGGGGAUGGGGGGUACGCAGAUAUUCAUAUUUUAUACACACACAAAACCGGAAACAAAACCCAAUCAACAAACCAACAAAAUCCCCCUUUCCCUGGAGAUGGUAUUGUAGAAGAGGAGAACAUAACAACCCCGCAAUCAAUCGCAAUCAUAAAACCAAAAUACAGUCAAAGUACAGUGGGCGUGUGUGCUAGGAAGUCGGAAGAACACACAUACGGAUGGAAAAAACACGAAAAGAAAGCAAAACAACACUAAAAGGAAAAAAACACUAAAAGAAAGGAAGAAAACACUAAACGAAAGGAACAAAAACACUAAAAGAAAGGAAAAAACACUAAAGAAAGGAAAACAACACUAAAAGAAAGGAAAAAUAACACUUAAAGUCUUUACAAGAGAGAUUGUAUGUGUGUCUCUGGAAGAAGAAAAAAUCUCUUGAAAGCAGUUGGAACCAGUAAAACAAACGAUCGAACGGAGGAUGUACUGUUGUGAGCCCGUUUACUGAUAAUAUGAUCACUUUAACUGUUGCGGUAACUUAGAUAUGUGUAAUUUGUUUUGUGUGUGUGUGUGCGUCUGUGUGCGUGUGUGAAUAUUUUGUAAGUGUGCAUUGAUGAUAGUAGCAAUCGUCUGGCGCAAAGCAUUGGUUUACAUCUCCAAUCAUGCACAAAUGCACAUAACACCAUCAUCAUCAUCACGACCAACAACCACCAACAGCAACCGGACGGGACGGACGCUGAUAGGAAGCGGUAAGGAGGGCAAAUGUGUUACAGAAUUGUCCGCCAUCGAACACAUACCAAAACUACAAUUGCACACAGACGGCCGGGACACAAUCGGGGGUGGUUUAGGCAAUUGCGCUAAAGUUGACGAAUCAAAACUCUUCUAACCCUUCUAACCACGUGGCGGCAAAUUCGAAACACCGUACUGAAGGGAUCCGCAACAACCACAGUAAGGAGCAGUAAGAGCGGGGGAUCUACAAUCUUAAGGAUCGAACGAACGAUAGCCGUCGCAAGCAAAAACAUAAAAAAAACACGCGCCCCUUAUGGUAGUAUAACACGAGCGAGCAAGUGUGAGAGAGAGAG
This is a messenger RNA of Anopheles coluzzii, 10231 nucleotides long. RefSeq names its product PRL-1 phosphatase (gene PRL-1). NCBI's taxonomy places the organism in Eukaryota, Metazoa, Arthropoda, Insecta, Diptera, Culicidae. Bases 4241 to 4786 code for a protein of 181 amino acids. Gene Ontology annotation, cellular component: nucleus. Gene Ontology annotation, biological process: protein dephosphorylation. The record is from RefSeq and is a predicted model, not a curated record. The transcript is spliced from 7 exons. Gene Ontology annotation, molecular function: phosphatase activity.